Molecule: messenger RNA, 744 nt
Organism: Trichoderma citrinoviride
Lineage: Eukaryota; Fungi; Ascomycota; Sordariomycetes; Hypocreales; Hypocreaceae
Exons: 4
Coding region: 1-744 (247 amino acids)
Source: RefSeq, a predicted model, not a curated record
AUGGGCCAACAAGCAUCCGCCCCGCGCCAAGGCACCAAGCUCCGCGUCAUCGGCGCCGGCCUGCCCCGGACCGGCACCGCCUCCUUCAGCCGCGCCCUCGAGACGCUGCUCGACGGGCCCGUCUACCACGGCGGCACGCAGGUCACCCUCGGGCCCGAAUCCGACGUCAAGACCUGGCUCGAGCUGUUCUCCCAGUGGCCGGCCGAGGACGAAGACACCAAGCAACGAAACUUGGAGCUCCUUGGACGACAGACGGAGGGGUUCGUUGCCGUGACGGAUAACCCUUGUCUUUUGCUGGUUCCGGAGCUGAUGGAGCUGUAUCCGGACGCGUUGGUCAUCUGCACGACACGAGAUGUCGAUGCAUGGGAGAAGAGCAUGCAGGCCGUGUCCGACGCCGCGACAAUGUGGUUCCUUCGCUUCGUCCUGUUUCCCCUCCCAACGAUGCGCUUCUUCCCCCGGUUCAUCGACUCCAUGCGCCGCGUCUGGCUGCAUCAAUACGGAGAGACGGAGCCCCCGACCAGGACGACGUACAAGCGGCACAUGGAAUGGCUCAAGGACGUCGUUCCGCCCGAGAGGCUGGCGUUUGUGGAUGUCAAGGAUGGGUGGGAGCCGCUGUGCAGGGCGUUGGGUGUGGACGCUCCGAGGGAUGUGCCAUUUCCGAAUGUGAAUGAUGGCAGGGCGAUUGAGGAGUUGGCGAGAAAGCAGGUCCCAGAAGAUUUUGUUGAAAUCAUCAUGUCUGAAUAG